UGGGAGGAGGUAUAGUGUUGUGCUAAUUUAAAAUUACAGUUGUUAUGAACUAAUGAUUUGUGGCGAUUUGAAUACAGUGUAAUAAUUUGUGUAAGAAACUCAUUUACUUUUGCAUUAUUAAGCUAUAUUAUAGUGUUUUACCUCUAAUGGAUUGUUGUUUUUUAUGCGUAUACACAUGUGAUCAAUACAACAAUAAUUAUUACUUUCGUGCACGAUUUCUUCGCUAAUGAGGAUUUUACGUAAAAUGAAGCGUCCGUAAAAGAGAACUGCACCGGAAAGCCAACAAAAUCAGACAAGAUGGAGGAGCGAGACAAAGACGAGGGCACGGGCGUGCCCGACAUGACCAUGAUGCCUCAGAUCACCGAGCAGGCCAUCAACGACAACCUCAAGCGGCGGUACAUCCACGAUCUCAUCUACACAUACACAGGAUCAAUCUUAGUAGCAGUGAACCCGUACAAAGAAUUAGGAUGUUACAACAUGGAGGACAUGCAAAACUAUCGCGGCAAAGCCUUUGGGAGUCUACCGCCGCACGUGUUCGCGCUGGCCGAGUCUGCGUACAGCUCGCUGCAGAAUGGCGAGAAGAAUCAGUCAGUGGUGAUAUCAGGAGAGAGUGGUGCAGGGAAGACGGAAACCACGAAGCUUAUCCUGCAGUACUUAUGCGCUGCUGGCGGUCAGGCUUCCUGGGCGGAACAGCAGAUUCUUGAAGCCAAUACCGUUUUAGAAGCAUUUGGUAAUGCAAAGACCGUGCGCAAUGAUAACUCAUCUCGCUUCGGAAAGUUUGUAGAAGUGAGAUUGGAUCAUCGGGGAGGUAUCCGAGGUGCAGUGCUGCGAGAUUUUCUUCUAGAACGAGCAAGGAUAACAGGUCCGGCGCCUAGGGAAACCAACUACCAUGUCUUCUAUCAGCUGGUUGAAGGCGCGAAGCACAACGCCGAACUUCGUACCAUACUGCGGCUCCGAGAUGGCGUCCACUUCAAAUACCUGAACCCCGAAGACGAGGAAGCUCGCAAGGGCAGAGGUGGUGAACAAGGGAAACUGGAAGCCCUGCAGCUAGCUUUGACAGUGCUGCAAGUUCCCUUGCACAUGUGCGAGGGACUCUUCAAAGUGCUGGCGGCAGUGUUAUGGUUGGGGAAUAUACAGUUUCAGGAUAUAGACGGUGAGCGAACAACUCUGGCACCAGAAGAUGCAGAGGCGGUGGAUGCUGUAGCCAAUCUACUGGGCCUCGCCCCGCUCACAGCGCAAAGAGUACUGCUCGAGAGACAGAUCAAUGUUAGAGGAAAUGUCACUGAUAUACCACUGCGAUUACCGGAGGCCAGAGAAAACCGCCAUGCUAUGGCUCGUGCUCUAUACGCGCGAACGUUCGCUUGGCUCGUGCGACACGUGAACAGCUGUUCCGCCCCGGGGAGAGAGGCGAGACGAGCUCUCGGAGUUCUCGACAUAUUCGGCUUCGAAAACUUCGCCGUCAACUCGCUAGAACAACUCUGUAUCAACUACGCUAACGAGAAAUUGCACAUGUUCUUCAAUAACUACGUGUUUGCGCUUGAACAGGAAAUUUAUCGGCAAGAGGGCAUCAAAUACCACCAAAUACAGUUCACCGAUAACGCUGCCUGCUUGGAACUUUUGGAGAAACCACCCAGAAGUUUGCUCAAGUUACUGAGCGAGCAAUGUCAUAUGCCAAAGGGAUCAGAUGGCGCAUACCUCACAAACAUCCAAGGCGAGUUUGGCGAACACCAAAGCUUCGUGAAGGGGUCCCGAAGGAAGUGGGAGGAGGAGUUUGGAGUCCAGCACUACGCUGGCACGGUCACUUACAGCGCGCAGGGCUUCGUGGACAAGAACCGGGACACCCAGCAGGAUGCCUUUAUAGAUCACCUCAGCAGAUCUGCGAAUCCCUUUGUGAGGGAGCUAGCGGAUUACGUGCAGGACUUGGCGCCACCGGGACAUGAUAUCUCAUUGUCUAGCCCCGGUUCAACAAGUACUACGCAAAGAGGGACAUCCAAAGGAAGGCCUACAGUAGUGGAUACAUUCAGGGCACAACUGCAGUCGCUAGUUGACAUGCUGCAAGUUACUGACGUGUGGUACGUCCGCUGCAUUAAACCAAACGAGAACAAAGUAGCGGGUAAAUACAACGACCAGUUAGUUCUAGAACAGCUGAGAUACCUCGGCAUGAACGAAAUAGUUCGUAUCAGACGCGAUGGGUUCCCCAUACACUUGCCAGCGCCGAUGUUCCAAGCAAGAUAUAGAUGUUUGCUACCACAUCCUCGACCUGCUAACCCGGAUAUAGCGUAUAUAAUGGGACUGGUAACUGCGCCAUCGGGAGAUUGGCAAAUAGGGCACACAAAGAUAUUUAUGAGAAGCUCUGUGCAUGGACCGCUGGAGGCUAUGAGAACGGCUCUACUACAAUCAUCAGCACUUCUAAUACAAAAGUGGUAUAAGGGCUCAAUCAAACGUCGCCAAUACCUGCAAUGGCGGCGAGCGGCUAUAGUCCUGCAAGCCGCCUGGCGCGGAUGGUUCGACAGAGCGGCUUUCCUGCGAAUGCGACGAGCUGCGUUAACCCUCCAGAGGCACUUGCGAGGCGCUUUCGCGAGAGAAGUGGCUGCAGCCUUGAGGGAAAUGAAGAGAGUCAACCAGGAGAUCAAGUUGAGGGAAGAGCGAAACAGCCUCGCAGAGAAAGCGGAGCAAGAGCGGGCGGAGCUAGAGAACAUGGCAGAUCAACUGCGUGGUAUCUCGUGCUCCGGCGCACGCGCAGAGUCCGUCAACCUGGACAACCUGUUCGACUUCCUGGCGGACGUGCCCGCACAGCGCGGCGCGCCUGACGGACAGUCGCACCAACCGACUAUCGCCGAGAUUGGCGACUCUAUGGAGCGGCUAGCUGACGACUUGCACCAUGAGCUGGAAACGGUACUCGCCGAAGAAAUGGACGAGCUCAGCAAAGCGGAUACCGAGUUCCAUCGCAAACCCGACGGCGCCCCGUCCGACGCUAUCCCCCCACCACCGCCCUCCUCCCUCGCCUUACAAUCCAUUCUCCAACCAGCCACACCGGUUGGUUCUAUGACAUUAUCGAUGAACGGGAUAACGUCCAAUGGCAUGUCGCCGACUGAUGUGAUGACAUCAUCGCUGACCAAUGGCGACGUGAUGUCGUCAUCACUGGUGAUGCCGCCGCCGCCGUUAAUGGACCCGUCAGUAGAAGAGUCUCCUAUAUUCCCACCACCGCCGCCUUGUUCUCUGCCCGAACCAGCCGGACCGCCGCCUCCACCACCGCAAGCCAAAGAAGUAACACCACCAGACCUCACAAACGGCAUAAUACCGAACGGCAAAGUGUCCAUCAUAAAGGACAAGGAGCCCAUAUACGAGUCGGUCAUACCACGACCCAACGGCGAGCCGCUUGUGACGUCACCGCCACCGCCACCGCCCUAUCCACCAGAAACUAACGGAUUCUCAUCGACUAAGGAAGACAUGGAUUCUGAGGCACCAUUACCACCGUUGCCUAGCAACGUGACGUCACCAGUACUGACCGAUACGACGUCACCGAUCGGCAUGGACACUUGCAUCAGUCCGCCACCCACAAUGAAUGGAGAUGCUAAUAAUGCAGAACGUAGUGCGCGCCGUAAGGAAAGGGUAGAACGUAGACUACACCAGUUGGAAGCUCCUCCACAAAACACAGAUGUUGCUCCAGACGCUACGACUGAUCUCACUGAGUUUGCUAAACUGUACUUCAAUGACCAUCCUCGAUCGCCUGAAGGUACAAUAAUGGCAACGCUUACUCGCAAGAGUAAGUCGAUGGAGUUACUAACUAAAGAGGAAAUGAUAACGUACCACAAAGGCAACAACAUUCCUACAUCACACAUACAGUUGCACGAUCCGGACAGUGUUACUGCCGCUGUGAAUAUAUUCCGGGAUUUGUGUCGAUACAUGCGAGGAGAACUAACAGCUGAAAAGGAGACUCAAGUCAUUCAGUCGAUCAUAGGAAAAGGAUUGGAAAGGGAGGAGUUGCGAGACGAAAUAUUAGUUCAAUGUGUCAGACAAAUAACAGAAUGUCCCGUGGAAGACUGGGCCGAGCGUGUAUGGUUAAUCCUUUGUCUGUGCGCGGUAGCGUGGCAACCCAGCCGCGGGUUGGCUCGAUACUACUGCACCUGGCUCCGCGCUAGGGCCCGACCCGUGACGUCACCCGCGUCCACCGGGUCCGUGACGUCAGUGACAUCUGUCACUAGCAGCGCGAGAGCGGCGCAUUGUGCUCAGUGGUGUUUGGAUAACUGCAGAGGUGCUACACCGAGGCAGUUGCCGCCUAGUACUGUGGAGAUUGCGGCUAUGCGUCGGUUAGGCACCAUCGUCUGCAGAUUCUUCUUCCUCGAUGGUAGGACGAAAGCCAUCGACGUGCACCCGGCGGACACGGCAGCGGCUGCCGCAGCCAGACUGGCCGACAAGCUGGGUCUGGCCCCGCAGGCGCGCGCCGGCUGGGCCGUGUACCAACAGCGAGCGGGCACUGAAGAACAUGUCCGCGCCACGCAGUAUCUAUAUGACGUCAUCGCUGCUUGGGAAAUGCAACAAGGGCCCGGAGGAGGAUCAGCCGACAACCGAUUUGUGUUCAAGCGACGACUCUUCAGAGGAGGCAGGGAGUUGCCUCACGACCCAGUCGAAGUUGCACUGCUCUACGCUCAGGCCGUCCACAGCGUGGUUAAGAUGGACGAGUUCCCGGUAUCAGAGAAAGUGGCGCUACAACUAGCAGGGCUGCAAGCGCAGGUGUCGCUGGGCGAGCCGCCGCCCAGCCCGCCGCCGCCGCACACGCGCGCCUACUACUCGCACCCCGACCAGUUCCUGCCGCCCAGGGUUGCUAAGCAACGACCCGCGCACCAGUGGGCCACUAUACUGGCGCAAGCCCAUCGACAAUACGGCGCUGGGAGGGCAGAGCUGACAGCCAAGGCGUUGUAUUUGUCUUGUGUGAUGCAGUACCCGCUCUACGGAGUCACAUUGUUCCCAGUCACAUACAAAGGAUAUUGGGCUCAUGGUCCCAAUGUACUCCUGGGUGUGGGGGCGGAGGGCGUGGUGUUGGUCCGACCGGCAGACAAGGUCGUGCUAGCUGAGUACCCGUACACUAACAUCGCUGCUAUACUGAUGGACCCUGUGGACAACGGCCUAACGCUGAGUCUCACUCACCACGGACAGCAUGACGGACUCAGAUGCAUAGUACUAGAGUGCUCUCAGAAGGCCGAGGCGGCGUGGCUCAUGGCGGCCUACAGCCCGGCCUUAGGAGGAAGUCUCACCGAGGAGGCACCUCGUCGCGCCGCGCCCGCAGCGGAGAGGACCAGACUUGCGGCGGCCUUGCGAGCUGCGCGACGCGCCCUCAUAGACUCCGCUCUGCUAAGGAGGCCUCAAGAUCUGUCGGCGGGCGGCUUCCUUAGAAACACUCUGAGAAGGUUGAGCAAACACCGCUUGGAGCGCGUCCGGCUGGACAUAUCGGCGGAGUCGCAGGGCGAGUGCUACAAGGGCUUCCCGUCCGCCUACUGGAGCUGGGCGCGCAGUCUGCCGCACAGCCUUACCAAGCUCAACGAGGCGGAGGAGGUCGCUGCCAUGCAGAUAUUCAAAGACAUAAUGAGUCACGCUGGGUUGAGCAGCAAUGAGGGUAGCACAACAAACCUGGCCAACAACAACAGUGUGAGCAGCCACGAGAGCGACAGCGACGACCGCGUGGCGCUGGCGCAGGCGUUGCUACAGCGGUGCUUGCAAAAGGACACGCUGCUCUGCGAACUGUAUGCGCAACUAAUCAAGCAGACGACGGAACACCCCGACCCAAGCUCGCGCGUGUCGGCGCGGCACUGGGCGCUGCUGUGCGCCGCGGUGGGCGCCGCGCUGCCGCCCGCCAAGCCGCUGCGGCGUCUGCUUCUGGCGCACCUGCGGUACCGCGCCGCGGCGCUGCACUCCACCGAGGAGGGCAAGUUCGCCAGGCGAGCGGAGCAGGUGGCAUUAAGUAUAGCCCAAGUACCACGUCGUCUGGCUGCACCGUCGAAGGAAGAACUGCUGUGUGCGGCGGCGCGUAGACCCAUGCAUGUGCGCGUGUUGUUGCUGGAUGGCAAGCAGCAUGGCUUGGUGUUCGGCCCGGCCGCCACUGCCGACCAUCUCGUAGCCAUGCUGCGGGAUAAGAUCGGCCUCAAUGAUGCUGCCACUGGUUACGCACUAUACGAAGUAUGCGCAAACUCGAGCCCGGCGGGUGCGGGAGAAAGAGCCCUGGGCGGCUCGGAGCGUGUCGGCGACGUACUCGCUCGAUGGGAGAAAGCUGGCGCCACUGCUGCCGCUUGCAGGCUAGUGUUUAAGAAGCGUCUGUUCCUCGGCGAGCGGCCGCUGCACACGGCGUGCGUGGCGGAGAUGGAGCUGCUGUACUACCAGGUGCUGCACGCCGUGCGCCACGACCGGCUGCCCAUCGAGACUGAUGAGGCGGUGAUGCUGGCAGCGCUGCACGCGCAGGUGGUGAAGGGCGACUGCCUGGGCGGCGGCGAGGAGUGCUCAGCGGCGGCGGGUGCCGUGCUGCCCGCGCGGCUCGCCACGCCCGCGCUGCCCGCGCCCGCCGUGCGCCUGCACCACCUGGCGCUGCGCGGCACCGAGCCGCACGCGGCCAUGCAGCGCGCGCUGACGCUGGCCUCCUCGUGGCCGCUCACCCGCGCUACUAUCUUCGACGUCAUGCAAUCGUUCACGUCGAACUGGCCGCGCGCGCUGUGGCUGGCGGUGGACGCGCGCGGGCUCACGCUGCUGCGGCGCGGCGCGCGCGCGGCGCUGGUGUCGCACGACCACGACCAGCUGCUGGCUGUGUCGCCGGCGCCGCGCGCGCUGCUGCUCGUCACGCGCGCCGACCGCAAGCACGCCAAGCUCGUGCUCUCCACCGACCAGGCGUACCAGAUCGCGACGCUGAUCAAGGACUACAUAGAGGCGGUGCGCGGGCCCGUGUUCCCCGCCGUGCCGCAGCCCGCGCGCCCCGCGCCGCCCGCGUCUUGACACCCGCCCGCCUAGUGCCAGUGCUUCCACGUCGCGCACACGCACUAGCGCACGCGCUAGCUGCACACGCAACACGCACGUAGUGUGACGUAGCGGGCACGCUGCGCGGAAUCCGACGACUGCUCCAAUUAGGGUUGCCAACAUUUUUUGAGAAAAAUAUAGUAUUGUUCAGAUUUGGCAAUAAAAAAUAUAGUAUGUAUAUUUUCGACGACUGCUCCAUUUAGGGUUGCCAACAUUUUUUGAGAAAAAUAUAGUAGUUUCAGAUUUGGCUAUAAAAAAUAUAGUAUGUAUAUUUUCAUAAAAACUACCUAUAUUUGUUUGGAUUUGUUGCAUUUUUCAGGUUUUUAUACCUUUUUGAAGGUUUUUAAGCCCAUAGAAAGAAACUCUGUCACAAAUUCACAUAAUUUGAAGUUUAUACUCUUAAUAUUAUGCAGUCGUUCGGGUUUCGCAGCGUUGGGAUAGUCAUUGGAUAUAGAAGUAAAUGUUGAUAUGAUCAUAAUAUUUAUAGUGAUCUAUGAUAGUUAUAUAUAUUAUGUUAUGAAAUAUGUAUGUAACAUAUACGGUGGGUAAGUUGAAACUGGAUAUUAGAAAUUAGUAUAAUACUGAACAACUGCAAGCAAAUCCGAUGUUCGAUGUCCGAUGAUACUUUUGUCAGUAUCAUACAAUGAUGUUAGAAGUAAAAAGAGGUUGAUAGGUUAUAUGCAGAUCGCAAGUGUCACGUUAAAACUAUGCUAAUUAGCAAACCUGAGCUCAAAACCUGAGACAACGCCGCUUAAAUAUUUUUUGUGUGCCAGUUGUAAACAUCGAUUGUGGUUUAUGUAACCUAUCUACCUCUUUUUUCUUCUAACAACAUUGGUGUCAUCAUAAAAUUAAACGGUGUCACGAACGAGUUAAUUGGUAUCAUAUGUGAGGUAUAUCAUGGAGAUUGAAGUCAUAUAUUCUUUCAUUCUAUGCCUCAAUACCUCAACGGUAAGAGCGGUCGGACUCAUCACCGAGGGGUAGUGGUUCGCUCCCCGCCCCGUUGGUCUAUUGUGGUACCCACUCCUAACACAGUCUUUCCCGAAAUUGGAGGGGAAUGGGAAUAUUAGUCAUAUUUAUAAAGAUAUGGCAAAUAUGGCAAAAAAAAUAUAUAUUGUGCGGAAUCUUGGGUAUUAGGUCGAAAGUUUGGUCUUUAAAACAAUCUACCCUCCCCAAAGGCAUAACUAAAUAGCUGCUCGCAAUAACUAAUGUCCAGUAUCAACUUACUAGAAACACUGCACUAUUAUAAAAGUGCAAAACAUGUAUAUAAAUAAAUAUGACGUAUGAAAUAGUUAGCGAAAUGUCUAUGUUGAUAAAAAUCAGUCUGCAUUUACUUCGGAGUACAAAAACAGCGAGAGUGGUGUUGGUCACAUGUGUGAUGGACGAUUUUCAGUUGCCAAGAGACGGGGAAGCAAAACUAAGCAAUAGAAUAUUUUGGUACACUCAGUAUAGCUUACUUUAAUCAAUAGACGUAAUUUAUAUUCCGCUGUUGUAUGACACAGGACCUGGGCCUUAGCCAUGUGGCACGUCGAAUCUCUUUCUACAAACGCUAAAGCUUCGAAAAUUUAAAAAUAUGGGAUAGAAACAGGGGCGUAUCAAUGAUACGGAUCCCCGGACUACAGGGAAAGCAAAAAUUAGUAAAAUGUAAUCUACAAUCACACGGAACCUGGUGCUUUCCGGAAAGUCCUGCCUUUAGACGUUCAGCCCAGAAAUGACAAGAUCUACUCAAUCUCUUUUUUCCCGGGUUAAGCGAUCACACAAAAGUUGGAAACAUCCUACAUAAUAAUGUUUGCUUAAAAUAAAUAUGGCAGUGACUGGUAAAAGUAUUUUAAGCAAACAUUUUUGUUUCUUUUGUGAGAAAUCUACCCUUCAUUUGAGCCCCCCCAACUAAUUUUGAUUCAGGGCCCCUUCAAGGCAUGAUGAAAUUCACUGUCAACAGGUCACGUGAUCAAGUAUCUUUAUAUCUAUCGUUCCCAUACAUUUUCUUAGUUUUCUAAGCGUUAGCGUUUGUAGAAUGGCAAUCGACGCGCCACGUGGCUAAGGCUGCUAUUUGCCUCUUUGUGAAGUGAAUUAUCGAUUUAUGUUAUUGAUUAAGGAUAUUUAUAACAUUUGUGCUUCCUAUAUAUAACUUCCUGUUCACCUUGACUUCUGCUUAGAAGCCGUACAUACUACUUUAGUAUUUUACUCGAGUAUGAACAAUUUUUGGGCGGUAAAUCCAAAAAUUGUUCGUACUCGACUAAAAUACUAAAGUAGUCCGAACUAGACUUAAAACUAAGAAGAAAUAGUGUUUAUAAAUUAACUGCCAACGUUAUUAAAAAAAAUUUAGAUCUAUGGAAACAUUUUUGAGUAGGUACUUACGAUUUUCAUUUCACAAAGUAGCGCAAUGGGUCUUCAGUAAAAUAUGUCAGUAUUAAUAUAAUAAUAAACUAUAAUUCGUGUUACUUGAGAAAUUCAUCAGUAUAGUGUUAAAAGUGUUAAAAUUGUUAAGAUGUUUUUGAUGAUAGAUAGUGAUUGUAAUUCAAUCUUUUUCCCCUCUUAUUCGAUGGUUAACUUUUAAGGAGUCCCCUUCAGGCGGCACUUUAAAACACAAUGUAUUCAAUCGUAAAUUCUACCUUAAUUACAUUUUAUUAAGGUUUAUAAUUAAAUACAGAUGUGUGUUAUAAUGUGUCUUGAAGUUCCGCUGAAGAUUUUUAGCACUAAGCCGACCCACUUUUAAUUCUAGACCCCACUACUAUACAAUAUUAUAAUUGUUUAGAAACCCUGUAGAAAUAUAGACUUUAUGCCCUUAACUAUAAGAUUCAUAUCAGCCUUAAGAAUUCCUAAUCUGUUAUUUCCUUGGCUUCGAAUCUUCCUGUACUGUUGAGUACGUAGCAGAGUAUAUACUUGUUUCGAAAUGUUUGCAGUGUCGUAUGUUUAACCUGAAGUCUUGAUUUGUGCCUUGUAAGGCGGCGAUUGCGUUGCUGACGAAACUGGCUCAUAACCAUUUUGUAUAAAUUUCUUGAAAUUGAAAUGUCUGUUUGUAAUUUUAAAUUAAAAGCUUUUCACUAAAUGCAUGAUGAAUGAAACUAUAUACAGUACUUAUUUCAAACAAUAAAAUUAUAAAUUUUUGUCUCUGUCUAUUUGUCUGGCUAAUCGCUAAAUUAGUUAAAUAUUUUUUUAAUUAAUUAAUUUUGACAAAAUUUUUACUAUAUUAGCCAGAGAUUUGCUUGACAUGCAUUCUUGAAGUACUAUAAUGAUACGAAUUUAUAGUCUAUCAAGUGGGUUGAUGACACUCCCAUGAUAUGCGGGCGACGGGGGGAAAGACUGCACGGGUGUGAAAUCGUGCGUGCAGGGAAGUGAGAUGCAUUAGUCGUGAGUUUUUCAUUCAUCGCUACACGCCCUCCGGCCCGCGACCAUCGGGAGUGUUACAAACGAAGUUGCCAAGCUAUACAUAAUUUUGUGAAAAUAUUUCAGACGCCAGUAAGUCGGCUUACGUCAUCGCCCGCGUGUAUUCAGUGAGCCAAUUGUGCAAAUUAUUGUGACUAAAAAAAAAUUAAAUGACUGUUCCAAAUAUAUCUUCUAUCAUGCAUAUUAUUAUGUUAUAUUGCACAAUGUUAUGUCUCAAUAUUUUAUAACGAAAAAAACGAUACGAUAAUUAUGUAGAUUUUACUGUAGCGAAGCAUUUUAUGCUUGGGAGUUAUGCUAAAAUAAAUAUUAAUUCUAUACAUAGAUAUCUUUAAUGUUUAGGCCUAUUCGGUGCUUAGAUAAUAUAAAUUAAUCAUGGCUUAGUUUGUGUUUCUGAUCUCAUAUUGAGUAUUAUUUAUUUAGAUGCCAUAUUUCGUUAAGCACAAGCAAUAUUUGACUAGGGUGUUUUUUUUAAUUUAUUUAUAUUUUUUAGUACUUUUGUAUAUAAUUGACAAACCAAAGACAUUGAAUCGUCCCUUUGGAUAUUUUUUUUAUAAUUGACAAAUUUUGAAUUAAGUUUAGUUAAUUUUGUAAUUGUAUUUUUUAGGAAAAAUCUUCUUAAUUUUAAUUUAAGAUUUAUAUGUAAUGUAAUAGUAUUGAUUUGAACAAAAACAAAAUUAAUUACUAUGAUACUAUUUAUAAUUGUAACCCUACAUUAUUGUUAUGAUAUGAACUUUUUGGGAAUAAAUGUUUUAAGUUUGAAAUACAUAAUUUUUUUGUCUAGACAUUAUAUGAACUUGUUCUACAAUUAUCAAAGUUUUCUAAAUGUUUACAAAUUCAGAUUGCAGAUUUAGUUCAUGUUUUAGAAUAUUUUAUCUUAAUUUACAUGAUACUCGUAUAUAUUAUAUAUCUGUAUGUGACGGCCGCGUGGCGCAGUGGGCCCUGCUUUCUGCAUCCACGGUCGUGAGUUCGAUUCCCACAACUGGAAAAUAUUUGUGUGAUGAGCAUGGGUGUUUUCCAGUGUCUGUGUGUAUUUAUACAUUAUAUAAGUAUUUAUAUGUAGUAUAUAAAUGUAUAUGAAUAUUAUAAUAUCAACUAUCUUAGCACCCAUAACACAAGCUAUUCUGUAUGCUUACUUUGGGGCUAGAUAGUGAUGUGUAUUGUUUAAGUAUAUUUAUUUUUAUUUAUUUAUUAUUUUUAUGUGUAUUCACUAGCUUAUACAAUUUACAUGCAUUGUUUCCUUGUGGUUUAGUUUGUUCAGCAUCUACGUAUGCAUGUACAGACACAAACAGAAAAACACAUACUUCCACGUACAAAGCAGUGAAUAUUAUUAUACUAAGACGAAUACUAAACAUAAACUGCACAAUACUAUUUGGAAAUUCAAUGUAUGAGCCUCCCAGCUUCCAACUUGUGGCGUAUUCUCAACACUCAGUACAUGUUAUACCUCCAUUGAUCUUCUAUUAAAUAAAAAUUGGAUGCACAAUCAGCAACCAAAAUACGUCCCCACUCAAUGAGUGUCAAACACAACUUAGCACUCGCAUUUGCAAAUUCAACCUUAAACUCAAUUCUUAAGGUUGAAUUUGCUCUGAAUUUAGGAGUUUAUUGAAUAUUGGACUGUAUUUAAAGGCCUUUAUGUAUAAUUUUCUUUACUAAUAAUUCUAACACUGUCAAAGCAAAAUUGGCCAGUUUUUAAGUGAAAUUUUCUACAUGCUUGUACAUCCUUUUAUUAUAAAAGGUCAAUGUAUUUCACCCUGUUUAUGGUACAUUGUUCCAUAUAAUUACAUAUUCCAAACAUAUAAUAGGUUAAUUAAAAUACACAACAGCUGUUAGUUAUGUUCUUUUAUCUGAUAUUUUUUGUUAUCAGGUAAUAAAACUAUAAUGAUUACAACAAUUGCAUUGAUUGUCAUCAAGUUUGAAGCUGGGAGUACAUACUUCAGCACUAUAGUGUUAGUGUAUAUAACAAUAAGUUUCACUUUAUGUUAGACGUAAGAUUGUAUCGUUAUAGUCACCACCACUGUACACGUCCAGUACAACGGUCAACGGUCACACAAACUGCCCAAAUAGACUGAAGUGUCCAAAUAUUUUGUCCUUUUUUGACAGAUUGUUUUUGUUACAUACUUACAUAUGAAUUUUACACUAUUAUUUGAAUGCCAAAUAAAUAUAAUAUAAAUAAAAAAUA
Molecule: messenger RNA, 12559 nt
Organism: Bicyclus anynana (squinting bush brown)
Lineage: Eukaryota; Metazoa; Arthropoda; Insecta; Lepidoptera; Nymphalidae
Gene: Myo81F
Product: myosin-I heavy chain
Exons: 39
Coding region: 298-6978 (2226 amino acids)
Cellular component (GO): myosin complex; cytoskeleton
Molecular function (GO): protein binding; ATP binding; cytoskeletal motor activity
Source: RefSeq, a predicted model, not a curated record